Messenger RNA from Sinocyclocheilus rhinocerous, 491 nucleotides. RefSeq names its product putative fibroblast growth factor 1. Gene Ontology annotation, molecular function: growth factor activity. NCBI's taxonomy places the organism in Eukaryota, Metazoa, Chordata, Actinopteri, Cypriniformes, Cyprinidae. The transcript is spliced from 4 exons. The record is from RefSeq and is a predicted model, not a curated record. The coding region runs from base 1 to 465 and encodes 154 amino acids.
AUGUUGAAUCUUGUGUUGCACCGUUUCUACUCCCAAAUGCCUAUGGCUGAUGAAUUCUCAAGCUUCCACAUUCUUUACUGCAGGAAUGGAGGAUACCAUCUCCGGAUCCAACCUAACGGGACUGUGGACGCAAGUCGACAAGAGAACGACGUUUACACUCUUUUAAAGGUAAAAGCAGUGAAAGCAGGAUUAGUAGCCAUUAGGGGUCAUGAGACUGGACUAUACCUGGCAAUGGACAAAUAUGGAAAACUUUAUGGCACUGUCAUGUUGAACGAUGAGUGUUACUUCAUUGAGAAGAUAGAGGAGAACCACUACAACACAUACCGCUCACAGAGGUAUCAGGAGAACGGAGACUGGUACGUGGGGAUCAAAAAGAAUGGAUGGGCAAAAAACGGCUCCAAAACACACAAGGGCCAAAAUGCAAUCUACUUCCUGCCAAUUCCAGUGGAUAACAGCAUACAGUAACUUGUGUGUUGAUCAGAGGCCCUUAA